Messenger RNA from Struthio camelus australis, 5532 nucleotides. The record is from RefSeq and is a predicted model, not a curated record. NCBI's taxonomy places the organism in Eukaryota, Metazoa, Chordata, Aves, Struthioniformes, Struthionidae.
CAGGCCUGUGUCUCUUCACUUUACAGCAAUUGUGUGCCAGAAAUAUGGCUACAGACUGGCUUGGAAGCAUUGUGUCAAUUAAUUGUGGAGAAAGCUUGGGAGUCUACCAAGGACGGGUGUCUGCUGUGGAUCAGGUCAGCCAGACCAUUUCUCUGACACGGCCCUUCCAUAAUGGGGUCAAGUGCCUCGUGCCAGAAGUCACCUUCAGGGCAGGUGACAUUACUGAGCUAAAAAUUCUGGAGAUCCCAGGGCCGGGGGACAAUAGACAAUGUGGGGAUCUGCAGCAGACGGAAAUGGACAUCCCUGGUGUUGGAUGCCAAGUGGGUCCCAGUCAGAAUGGCACUGGAAAAGUGUUAAAGAAGCCCAUCUCCAGCAGUGCCCCACAGAAUAUUCCAAGGAGAACAGACAUGAAGAGUCAGGAUGUUAUCAUCUCUCCACAGCAGCAGUGCUCCAAGAGUUACAUGGAUCGGCAUGUGGAAACACUGACUCAGUCCAAAGGCUUCCGUCGUAGACACAAUUCAUGGUCGUCCAGUAGCCGUCAUCCAAACCAGGUGACUCCAAAGAAAAGCGGCCUGAAAAACGGGCAGAUGAAGAGCAAAGAUGAUGAGUGCUUUGGGGAUGACAUUGACGAAAUCCCAGACACGGAUUUUGAUUUUGAAGGGAACCUGGCCCUUUUUGACAAGGCAGCUGUGUUUGAAGAGAUUGAAACUUAUGAGAGGAGGAGUGGCACUCGUUCCCGUGGUACCCCAAAUGAAAAACCAGCUCGUUAUCGGCACGAUGAGAACAUCUUGGAAUCGGAGCCUAUAGUCUACAGAAGGAUUGUUGUACCCCAGAACGCUAACAAAGAAUUCUGCACCGACUCUGGGCUGGUCGUUCCAAGCGUGUCGUAUGAACUUCACAAAAAGCUGCUUUCAGUGGCUGAGAAACACGGGCUGACGCUGGAGCGGAGGCUGGAGAUGACGGGAGUGUGCGCAAGUCAGAUGGCACUGAGUCUCCUCGGGGGACCCAACAGGCUCAACCCAAAGAACGUGCAUCAGCGACCCACGGUAGCCCUGCUCUGCGGCCCCCACGUGAAGGGGGCCCAGGGGAUCAGCUGCGGACGGCACCUCUCCAAUCACGACGUCCACGUCAUUCUUUUCCUGCCCAACUUUGUCAAGAUGCUGGAAUCCAUCACCAACGAGCUGAAUCUCUUCAGCAAGACCCAAGGCCAGCAGGUGUCCAGUGUCAAAGAUCUUCCAGAUACUCCUGUUGAUCUAGUGAUCAAUUGCCUGGAUUGUCACGAAAAUGCCUUUUUGAGAGAUCAGCCUUGGUACAAAGCAACUGUGGACUGGGCAAACCAGAACCGGGCCCCCGUCCUCAGCAUAGACCCUCCAAUAAAUGAAAUGGAGCAGGGCAUUGAUGCCAAGUGGUCACUGGCCUUGGGCCUGCCUCUGCCCCUGGGUGAGAGGGCAGGGCGCGUGUACCUCUGUGACAUUGGCAUUCCCCAGAAGGUCUUUCAGGAAGUGGGAAUAAAUUACCACUCGCCCUUCGGCUGCAAAUUUGUCAUCCCCCUGCACUCCACUUAGAGGCCAUCCAGCCAUAUGGCUCUGAAGGGAGAGAAGAGGAGGAGGAAUUCUUUUGAAUAAGCUGUCCAGUGGAUCCUGACUAGUAAACUCGUGACGCCUUAAGGAUGUGAAGUUCUGGAGAGUUUCCUUCAAGAAGAAACGUUGUGUAUUUAAAAAAAAAAAAAAUCAUAAAACGAAACGAAAAAAGAAGGAAGCGAAUGUUCCUGCAAAGCUGUUUUCAUUCUCUUGUGCCAUUGUAUGAAGGAACGUGCAGGAAGAGAGCAUCUCUCCUUGCAGAAGGUGAAGGCAGCUAUUGCUGCCCCGACCCAGGCUGGGGGCUGUUUCAUGGGGGGGGGUGUGGGGGGAGGUUCUGGUACAAGUGACGGAUGGUUUGGAGAUUUGAGACAUGUUUUUUCAGCCCUUCUGGGCAGACAGACCCAGGAAGGGCGCCCCUGUGGGAACAGCACCCCUUGAUUGUGUAGAAAGGCCUUUUGUUGCAGUCUUACUGGGAGGGGAGGGUUUGGUUUUGUUCUGUUGUUCUUUUUGAUUCCUUCUCCUCUUUUUAUGUUCUUGAAGGCAAUUGUAGCUGACACUCCUUCUUGGACCCUCCAUCCCCUUGAGGAGAAAGUUCCCUUUUUGGAAAGCUUGUGUCAAGAGCCGGAAGUUCUCAAGGAGUACAUGCUCUGGGAACAUUGGUGCCCUAAGUUGGGUUUGCUUGCUUGUCCUCUGGCUCUUUUUUGUUGUUUUUGUUUUAUUUGCUUAAUGAAUGACCCCCAUUUUGUCUGGGGGAGCAAAGUGUGUUUUGGAAAGGAGCUCUUCCGGGGUAUGUUUGGUGCUUUUUUUUUUUUCUUGUUUUUUCUCCUUUCCUCCUCCCUCUUUCUGGCACAGUGACUGAAUGAAUCAGGGAAAGCACAACGGAGCAGGGUAGUGUUGCUCUGACUUUUUGUUUGUUACUUGGUGUAUGGUGCAGACGGUGUUGGGGUGAGUCCCUGGAAGCACUGGGGCACUGCAGUAUUCCUCCCACGCUCCAAUGUGGCUUGGGAAGGAGAUUCCCCAAGAUCCGUUGGGAAGUAAGUCCCAAUAGAUCCAUUGGUUCCCUUUGAGCACAAAGCCUGCAUGAAGAAGGGAAGGUGUGCCUGUCUGUACCCAUGUGCUGAGAAGCAGGUUUAAGAAGGCCUUAGGUCCUCAGCUCCCAUCGCUAUUAAUGGUAGCUGGGUACCUAUCACACUUCUGAAAAGAAACAAAAUUCUCUGGCCUUUAAUAUUGGCAGCCAGGGCUCACAGUGAGCUUGAGGUGGGAGCAUAGGACAGCUGCCCACCUGGUAGUGUAGGCAGUGAAAGGUGGACCAGAAACUGUUCACGUUUUAGAAUUAAUUUUCAUGCAUAUGCAAAGGGGAAGAAUGAACACGCCGUUUUAUAUCCCUCCAUGCCUGCUUGGAGAACUAGGAUGAGGGUCUGCACUGGCCUUGUGCCCAUGUGAUGAGGGCAGGGCUGCAGCCCAGGCACUGCUUAGGCUGACUACAGCGGUGUUUGCAGUGUCGUCCCCUGAAAUCUGGUCCCUUCUGUUCCAGGCAUUGCUAUUUGUAGUGAUCACUGUCCUAUUUUGCCUUCAGAAGAUGUUGCUGUGAGAGCUGCUCCCCCCCUUUUGGAGGGGUAUGGCAGGAGGGUCUCAGCUGAAAUACCAUAGGGAAUCUGCCCCGUGGUGCUUUGCUAACCAGCCUCGUGCUGCAUUGACUUCUCACAUGUUGCUAGAAAGUGUUUUGGGUAGCUGUUUCUGCAUUUGUUGUGCUGCCCAGGUGGAGCCUUGCUCUGGUGCCUAGAGCAGAGACAAGCUAACAAACCGUCGGCUGGCCUUGGAAAGCUAGCGUGCUGGAUCUGCUCUUGCUCUCUGAAGGUGCUGAGUUAGGCUGCACGCUAUCCCCAGGGCGAACGCUGACCCUGGGGUGACAUAGGAGGCUCUGUACGUGCGAGCAGUUCCUCUGGGAGAAACAAAGCAGAUGCAAGGCCAAAGGCCCUGCUCCAGCAGACAGGUGCUUGGCUCCUUUUCCACUUGCUCCUGUUAGCAUAGGCAGUGCUUGAAGUUCUGCCUCUUUUUUCUGGUACCUUACCUGCCCCCAAAGCUUUGGCUGGUACCUAAAUGUUCUGGCAGCUGUGGAGAAUUUCAGAGCUUCAAAUGGUGCCUUUCCUCUGGGGGAGCUGGAUUUCUUUUAAGGUUGAAGGUGUAGGGGCAGCUGGUGUGUGUGUGAAAAUAGCGGACCUACUGUUUUAGCUGUUCUGUAACUGUUCAUGCGAGUGAGAAGCAGGUAGGGAGGGAGUCCUACUUACUUAAUAAAACUGUUGAGCCAUUUGUGCUAUAAGUAAUGAUUCUGAUCUGUAGAGCAGGGACUUGUCUCUACCCUUCAUCUGCUUAGAACAAAGGCCGAGUGUAUCAAAAGAGGAGGGGAGAGGCCUCCCUGGUUGAAAAGACUCAAUUAAGUCAUUUGCCUAAAAACCUGGAGUUAUGGGGGAAGAUUUCCCACCCCAUGUUACUCUCUAGUACCACUGAACUGUCUCUUCUGAGAACGUGGCAGCCAGCUGCUUCGUGCUACAAACGGGAGACGUGUGAGCAUUGGGCUAAUCCCUGCAGUGUGCAGGUGUGUAAGGUCUCAGCUACAGCUCUUCCCCUGCCAAACUGCGUGGAGCAUGUCAUAUCUACCUCAGCAGGAUGAAGGGCUCUGCCCGUCUUGGUUUCUGUGAGCUUCUUACCCAGCUGAGGGUUAGACUACUGAACCAUGUCCCCUGGCUUAUGCUGAGUGGCCUUAGUGCUCACGCUGAGCCUCUCGCUGAGUUUUUGUGAAUCGUCAGUACUCUGACAGGGUGUAGCUCUGCCCUCGCGUUGGUGUUCCUCUUCCCAUAGGAAGGACAGAGCAAAACUUUAAGCACCUAUUCCUCAGGUGACCCAUGUUUCAGCUUGAACCGUAAUGACAUUGACUGAGCUGUGGUUCUGACUCAACCCACAUUGGUAAGAGACAGCAAUUUGGGGGGGGGUUGUUGGUUAUUUAAAAUACACAUGCAAGGCUUUUCUCUGCCUUUUAUUUCUUGAACUGUUUGAGGUAGGUCUAAUCUUAACUGGGCAGAGGAGCAGCAGCUAGGUUAAACAAGGUGGAAGAGCAUCCACUGAUCAUUUUUGUAGCAAUGUUAGUUCUAAUCCCCUAAUUUUUAACGUUCCUUGCUCAAGCCACUUGGUAAGAGACCCUGCUGUUUCAAUUUUCUGCUUUCCUUGAACCAGGCUGUGAGCUUUUCUGGCUCGUCUGGAUUUGGCUAUUAAACUGCAGACUGUACACUUAGAGCAGUUGAAGUGUAAAGCAGUCAAGGCUGAAGCACAAGGGCCUUCUAUGCAGCAAUAUGGUUCCAGAAGUUUAAGCAAAAAUAAAGUGGGCAGUUUUACACAAUGGGGGGGGGGGGAAGCCUCUCGUGUAAGGGAAAUGUUUCCUAAUACUUAACUCUGCAGAGUGCUCAUGGCACAGCAGGGAGCUUUGGGUUGGGUUCUGCACAGUUAAACUUCACGUUGUGCUCACGUUCCUAGGCUGAGAGUAGAUUUGAGCACUUGACUGUACUUUUCCUCUGAGACAAAAAGCUUACUUGAGGAAGGAAACACAGGCCUGGUCCCCAGGAACUGCAUCUCAUGUGUGGGUAGGAGUGCUUCUGGGGGAACAUUCUGCAAGACCAAGAGCUAGGUCUGGCCCCUGUCUUCUCCCUUUCCCCCUCCACUAUUGCCAGAGUUAAUUUAAAGAAUGCAACACUUUUUUUAAUCAAUGUUUGAGAUAGUUUCUACCACAACCUUAACCACCAUCAUAGGAACUGCCCCUGAGUGCUGCUCUGGUCACUAACAUGUGAAGAUCACUGCACUAUGUAACUGCUUGAUAUUCCAUUUGUGACCUAAUGUUUGUAAUGACUAAUUCCUGCCACUACCGGGGGAUGCCCUGAAAUAAAGUGCAACUAUUCAUGUG